CUAGGCAGGCCACAUCAAGCAAUGAAUAGAAACGGGGUUCGCUUGAAUACAAAUCUGUCCGUUUCGAAUGACAACGCCCUUUAUUAUUAAGGUGGGAAACACAGUGAAUGGACUGUCGCCCAUUUUGGAAUAUACAUCACCCACUUGAGAUUAAAAGGGUUCUUUCAUCAACGAGCAUAGAUGAUUAGAUAAAUUAAAAAAAUCAACCAUGAUGUUUUCGUCCCGAUCCAGCACGGUGUAUUCGUACAGGGAUGAUACAGAAAUGAACACCUAUUCGCUACGACAAGAUUUGGAGGAGCACUUUAGACCAGUGUUUCAACAGUUUGUAUAUGGCGGUGAAAAGAUUGCCCUUCAUGAUUUACGUCGUUUAUUAGAAAACAGACGUUAUAGACGACUUCUACCGCCAGACAAAGUUCACGAUCUACUAGAUUUGGCAGAUUUUAACCCCGGCAAGGCCCUCACUUAUAACGAAUUCGUUAAACAGAUUGUAGGAUACAGCGAAGAUGAGUUUGAUGGAAUAGAAAGUUCAGCAGAAGUAACAUCCAAAUCGGGUAUCAAGAAAAGAGACAAAAAUUCCGGCUUUUUAUUUUAUAUAUGUCGUAAUUCAAUACCUAAUAUUGAGCUAGGUGAUUAUUUACAUGACUAUAGAUGGUGUCCACCACCUUUCUUUAUGAUCGCUAUUAGUAUAACACAGAUUGUAUUUUUUGCUUUAUCUGUGGAAAAUUUAAAAAAUACCACAGUUCCCAUGUCGGCUCUAGAAGGUGUUGAAGUUAAUUCAUCUUUAAUAUACAAGCCAACUAGACGAUAUGAAGCAUGGCGGUUUAUAACCUAUGCCUUCUUUCACCAAGGAUAUGUUCAUCUAAUUCUAACACUGGUGUAUCAACUAUUUUUUGGAAUACCACUGGAGAUUGUUUUUAAAUUUUGGCGACUGAUGAUAAUUUAUUUUGUAGGAGUUAUAACGGGUUCUUUACUACAAUCUGUAUGUGAUCAUUAUGUUGGUAUGGUUGGUGGUAGUGCUGGUAUCUAUGCAAUAAUGACAGCACAUUGUCUCACAUUUGUAUAUAAUUGGAAACAAUUGAAUAGAGAUAUUAAAGAGAGUGCACUCACUAGAAUAUUGUGUAGUGUGCCACUUAGAUUUGUCAUCAUUCUAAUCAUUGCCCUUGUGGAUAUUGGCCUGGCAGUUUACCGUCGAUUCUAUUUACCCGACCCAUAUAAGAUAGGUCUUUGUGGACAUGGCGGAGGAAUAUUAGCAGGUAUCUUUGUGGCUAAGCCAUUUUUGAGAGAUAUAAAACGAUAUCCAUGGCAACAGAAUUCUGGCUGGCUGGCGCUGUUUACAUUUUUGGCACUUAUUGGAGGUGCUGUCGUCUUUAACGUGGCUUAUAAAGGCUAUCCAGAAACUGAUUGGAGUUGAAUGAUCGCGUAAUCAAAAUGGAUAAUUACUGGAACCCAACUGUCUUUCAUUAGUUUUUAAGUUACAUGAAUCUCCAAGCUUUAGGAACGGGAAUUCAUCUUUAAAUUCAUAUUUCUUCUUUGGUUCAAACUGAUCCCGGAUGUUAGUUUAGCAUCUAAUAAUAUGUCGAAAGUCCAUAAACUGGUGAUUUCAGAGAAUGAGCUGUAAUUGGACAUAGCCUAAAUUUCGCGGAAUUUGUGCCAAAUGGGACGUCAUUUCAACGUUACAUAAUAGUACUAGUAUUGAAAAGUCCUGGUUUUGCCCAUUACCCAAUGAUCAUCCAGAACUAUAUAGUAGAUAUCGUAAUUUGUUAAUCUUGUUUAACUUUACUGCGCGUUAAGAUGGUGAGAUGUUCAUUAAAGUUUUAAAUAUUUUGUGGGCUAUGAUAAAUAACUUAUAGUCGUGUACAGGUGUAUAAACUGCUUAUAUAAAUUAUUUAUUAUAUCUAUAUCAUGUAAAGUCUGUUAUGAUGAUUUAACCAAUUAAAGCUUCAAUAUAUUGCUUUAAAAUACAGAUGUGACGUCAUCCUUUACUGUUGGCGUACCAGUAUUAUGGUACGGGCAAUGUGCCAAGAGUACAUUAUACAUAAUUUAACCUUGUUGAAAUUUUGAACUCGCGUGACGUAUUUCAUUGCAAAGCACGUGCGAUUGUUUGUAUUUUAAGUUGCUUAAUUAUCUCGAGGUUAAGACAUUGCGUAAUACAUUGAAAAUGGAAAAAAAACCCCAACUCGGGACGUUCCUUGUGUUGUUUCAGAAUCAAUAUAUUACUUAAUGUCUCGCUCUCGACCAUUAAACUACACUUAAUACAAUAAUGUGUUAUUUAAUAUAGCUACAGCUGCGUGUUCCGUGGAAAGAGCUAUACUGCUUUCUUCCAAUAAAGGGCUUAAAUUCGUCUUGCGUAUUUCCAAUCUGAUUAAAACACAGAUCCUAUUUGAUUUCGUUUUUUUAUAGUUGAAAAUUUCGUUUUACUUGUGUUUACUACACUAGGAUCUGAAAGAGUUGUUAUAUUACCGACGUUUAGGUUGAAGUGAGGGAUAAGCCAAUGAAACAGUCUGUUACGGCGAAUUCUUGGCGUGCCAUGCACGGACCUCUAUGGGUAAACCACUAGAAACGCCAGCAGGCGUCAUAGGUCGAAAGGCGCUCGUACGACCCCUGACAGGACCUUCGAGUACCACUUGUCAGAUCUUCAUGUAGUGUAGGUCAUCGAAAGUAUAAAAAAAACGAAACGAAA
Messenger RNA from Patella vulgata (common limpet), 2680 nucleotides. Its product is annotated as rhomboid-related protein 2. Bases 209 to 1411 code for a protein of 400 amino acids. NCBI's taxonomy places the organism in Eukaryota, Metazoa, Mollusca, Gastropoda, Patellidae. Gene Ontology annotation, molecular function: serine-type endopeptidase activity. The transcript is spliced from 10 exons. Gene Ontology annotation, cellular component: membrane. The record is from RefSeq and is a predicted model, not a curated record.